AUGGCAGAUCAUCAACUUUUUCCGCCGGACGACCCAGAAGAAGCAGAGGAGGCGCUCUCUCUCUGUGACCUCCCGCUCCACGGCGGGCCCGAAAUGGAGAAUCCUGGUAACUUCCCCACCCACCACCGCCGAUCGUCAUCUGAUGUGUCGGAGUUCUUCGAGUUCUCCAGCAACUUUGGCUCCGACAUGUGCUCCGCAGACGACGUCAUAGUCUGCGGCAAGCUCGCGCCUUUCUCCUCCAAGCAAUCUGCGACGAAGACGACUCCUCAGGCGACAGAGGACGGCGAAGAAAGCAAGCUAAAACUUGUGUUCCGGCGGCGAUCGGAGUCGCUGUCCAAGUUGCAGGGCUCCGUGGCCAGAUCAAACAGUGCCAAGUCCAACCUCAUCAGGAAUUGCAAGUCGCUCGAUUACGGCAAGCUGAAGCCGAACCAGUCGUCUCUGGUGCUUCAUUCGCACGAAGCGACAAGUGAUUUGCCCGCGAGAAGCGUAGCGAGAUCGGAUUCGCUGGCCAAGACGGCUCCAGCUUCGAGGCCGCGGUGGUACGUGCUCACUUUCGGGCAGGUGAAGUCGGCGGCGGAGAUGGAGCUCCGGGACAUGAAGAGCCGGCUGUUCCGGCGGAGCCCAUCGGCGAUGCUGUUCCCGGCACCAGGAGACUCCGGGGAGGGGAAGGCUCAGCGGAGCACGGGCGCCGGGAAGGUGACGUGGAAGGUGCUGAGAGUGCUGAGCUGCAAGGGCCAUGCAAGCGUCGCGGUGACCGCGCCUUUCGGACAGACACAGUUGGCAAAAAUACGCAGCGCAGAAUUGAAGUAA
Messenger RNA from Rhodamnia argentea, 810 nucleotides. RefSeq lists its product as uncharacterized. The record is from RefSeq and is a predicted model, not a curated record. The transcript has a single exon. The coding region runs from base 1 to 810 and encodes 269 amino acids. NCBI's taxonomy places the organism in Eukaryota, Viridiplantae, Streptophyta, Magnoliopsida, Myrtales, Myrtaceae.